Messenger RNA from Nematolebias whitei (Rio pearlfish), 711 nucleotides. Its product is annotated as protein FAM180A-like. NCBI's taxonomy places the organism in Eukaryota, Metazoa, Chordata, Actinopteri, Cyprinodontiformes, Rivulidae. Bases 68 to 565 code for a protein of 165 amino acids. The transcript has 3 exons. The record is from RefSeq and is a predicted model, not a curated record.
AGUAAGUUAGAGGAGAAACUGGGCUCCUGAGCAGCCACUUACACAGUCAAUCUAGGACUAGUCCAUCAUGCUCUCCUGGAGGAUACUGGUUGGACUUUUCUGCUGCAGCAUCAAAGCACAGGUCACACAAUGCCACAUUAAAGCUCUAUUUCCAGGUGUGACUAGGGUAAAAAGAGGAUUAACAACGAUGGCAAACCCAACAUUCUACGAGUCUCCUAAUGACGCUCAUCUGUUGUUUGAGAUCCUGAUGGCUGGUAUACAUUUGGAGCACAACGGAGCAUUUUCUGUCAACGACGCUGAACUGUCUUCACUGCAGAAGAAGAGAACUUUGAACGUCAUCUGCGAGGAAAUCAUUCCUAGGAACCUAACAGAUAUUUCUCAGCUCGUAGUUGACCUUUCAAGUCAUGUUGGUGCCCUGCAUCAGGAUGAUUUUGAGCGUACCCUUUUGACUUUGGUAUACACUACCCAAAAGUUGGUCAGUUCUAUUGAUGAACAAAGAAAAAUAUGGGAAGAGUCGUUUGUUGGUUUAUACAAAGCCAUAAAGAAAGACUUAUUGACAAACUGAAUAAACAUUACUACAGUUAGUUCCAUGUUUAACUUUAAUAUACAGUUACAAAAAAAUCCAUUACAAUAAGACAAUAGUCUGAGUUUGCACAUUCGGGACUAGUUGCAUUUUUUAAUCAUCUUGAAAUACCUCAGAAGCUUUCAUCA